Molecule: messenger RNA, 3204 nt
Organism: Pyricularia pennisetigena
Lineage: Eukaryota; Fungi; Ascomycota; Sordariomycetes; Magnaporthales; Pyriculariaceae
Exons: 1
Coding region: 1-3204 (1067 amino acids)
Biological process (GO): RNA 3'-end processing
Molecular function (GO): RNA uridylyltransferase activity
Source: RefSeq, a predicted model, not a curated record
AUGGAAAGGCCCGGGGCCCGGUCUGCAGGCCUGGAGGAUAGGCUGCGCGGUCUCAUACUCUCCAACAAUGGAAACGACAAUAGUUUCUUGUCCUCUUCCUCACCGGCAAAGACCUCCAUCGACAUCCCAAGCGGGAUAGCAAGGGACUCACUGCUGGAUUCCGACAUUCAACCUUUGCCCGGUCCGGCCGAGGCCACGGCUGCCAAGCAGCCCAAAAAUGGACGGAAACGUCUAAACCAAGCCCAAAGGCGGGAACUUUCUGCUCAACUUUCCAUCCCCAUCGAUCCACGUCCUUUGGCAUCCAGUACUCAAUGGGGAUCACCAACGGGUUCCGGUGCCCAUCGGUACAAUGCCCACCCACACCAAUACUCGCACAGAUCUCAUUCGGCCACACUAAACCAGUUCGAUUCCAACUUUCAUGGAUCCCCACCUGGCCAUCGAUACAUGAAUCACCGCCAGAACCUACCGAGCAAUGGUCCUCCUGGGUUUGAGGACCAGUGGCGACCUCAGCAUGGCGGGAAUCCGGAUGCAAUGCUAAGGAACCGACACCAGCAGUAUCCGAGGCCUCAAUUCGAGGCAAGUUCGGGCCAUAGAGGUUCGUACACUGGAGGUCACGGAAGGCAUCCCCCCUUGACACAAGAGACUUUAGACAACCAAGCGGCGCUCUUGAACGGGCUGUGCGAGACUAUUAUCAAGGAUGCCGAGAUCUCCUUUGAAGAAAUCGCGAGAAACGAAGCGUUUCGCCUCAGGAUUGAGUACAUCUGUCGCAAAGCCAUCACGCAGCACGAGCUGCAGUAUGACCCAGGCUUCAUCCCCGAGACGGUGCAGCUAAGGUGCUUUGGCAGCCUUUCCUCUGGCUUUGCUACCAAGGCCUCUGACAUGGAUCUGGGUCUUCUAUCGCCGCUCUCUUGUCCUCCGCCUGAUGACUGCAACUCGCCCAUACCGCGAAUUUUGGAAAAGGCAUUUCUUGAAGCUGGUCUGGGAGCCAGAUUACUCACACGCACAAGGGUGCCCAUAAUAAAGCUAUGUGAGAAGCCUUCAGAGCAGCUUUACAAGGCUCUUUGCCAGGCCAGAGUAAAAUGGGAAAGAGGAGAACCAGAAGACCAGGGUGCUAGCGGCGACGAAGCGGCCGAAGAUGAAGACGAAGACGCGAGUCCUGUUGUAAUCGAGCCGAAUGAGAGUGCCACUGUGUCAUCACCUGCACCUGAUGUUUCUCUGAGCAACCCAGAGUUGGCAUUGAUUCCGGGAUCUGGGCUAUAUGAGGACGAACUUGGCAAGUUGAGACAGAUUGGCACCACAAGCCUCGGCAAUUACUUCAACUCGGCAAAGAAACUCCUCAGAAAGUUUGGCAAACGUGACAUCAACAGUACCAACGCUAGCGAGCUCUCGGAGGAUGAUCUCCAAGUGGUAACAGACGUUGCAUACGCAUUUGUGCAUGGUUUGGCCGACGAGGAGCUCAAAGCCCGUCUCAAAAGCAGAUAUUCUGUUUUCGCCGGGACCGAGUCACGGCACACUCACUACCGCGGCCUGUCGGGAAUGAUGGCCCAGAUAGAGGGCGAGCUUCUGGCGAUGACGUGGGAUAAACGCUCGCUCCAGGAGAAAGAUGCGCGCUCAGAGAGUGAAGCCAGCAACAAGAUCAAGUAUUGGGGAGCACUACAGGAUCAGAGGUCGUUUGGAACUGAUCCACUGGGCUUUAGUAAGGAACUCAAGCUUAUGCGGAGCAUGCUCCAAAGUAUCCCUUCAAUUCAGAUCCAGACCUUGAAGCAGUUGCAGAGCGAGUCCGCCAUUGAAUACCAUCAGCGAACGGUCAAGCUUUGCAUGGAGCUUGGGAUUUACGACGCAACAAGCCACGAUAACCCUCGUCUACCGAUCGCCAUUCGCCAGUAUGCACUGGGCAUCUGGGAUCACAAGAUCCGCGACCAGGUGCUUACUUGUAUAGAAGGCAUGGGGGCCAGCAGCUUGAAGGCUGUUGCAAGGCUACACAAGAGCCUCCAAUUGGCAGCCGACUUUGAGAAGGCUCUUUCCAAGGGCUUCUACCCAGAUGACAUCGAACUUGUAAAAACUUACAUUGGUAUUCUUCGAAGACCAUUGCAGCGCUCAAACCCUCCGCAUCAUUACUACGACUUUGUGGUGCCCCUGACCCCUGAAGAUAUGGCCACUGUCCAGGCCGUCAAAAACCUAUCCGACCCCUCUGUCGCCGUUCGCAAGGCUCCGCGAGAUCCUUUCGGCAACGGACUAGAGUUCCCAAAGUCUGGCGUUGGUGUCCAGUGCGACAUCAACUUCUCGGCGCACCUCGCCCUGCAGAAUACGCUGCUUCUUCGAUGCUACUCUUAUGUAGACCCGCGAGUGCGUCCCAUGGUACUCUUUGUCAAGCAUUGGGCAAAAGCCCGUGGCAUCAACACGCCGUAUAGGGGAACUUUGAGCAGCUAUGGCUACGUUCUCAUGGUGCUACACUAUCUGGUGAAUGUCGCACAGCCUUUUGUCUGCCCCAAUCUCCAGCAACUGGCAAGGCCGCCGAACCCGCACAUGACCCCGGCAGAGAUGGAGGCAACGCAAUUUUGCAAGGGCAAAGAUGUGCGGUUUUGGAGAGAUGAAGAGGAGAUAAAGGGCUUAGCAAGUCAAAAUCUACUCACGCAAAAUCGGGACUCGGUUGGGCACUUGCUGCGCGGCUUCUUCGAAUACUACGCGCACCCAGGUGCCUUGAGUACAGGGCAAGGUCACGGAUUUGAAUGGGGGCGUGAGGUCCUGAGCCUACGAACACCGGGCGGACUCUUGACAAAGCAAGAGAAGGGUUGGACUGGCGCCAAGACUGUCAUUGUGCGACAGCCAAGUACGCCUGCCGGUGCUCCUGCGACACUUUUUGAGCCUUCAGGGCAGUUGGCCACUUCACCCCGCUCUACCGUUGGGCCUCGACAGGCUGCCAGCACGGAAACGAAGGAGGUUCGCAACCGAUACCUCUUUGCAAUCGAGGACCCGUUUGAGAUUGAUCACAACGUUGCGCGAACGGUGACGCACAACGGAAUUGUCGGCAUCCGCGACGAGUUUAGACGGGCGUGGCGCAUCAUCCGGGGCGUCAGCAAGGCAACCUCUCCCAGCGAGAACCUCUUACAAUAUAUCGAGUCGGAUCGCGACAACGAGGUCACUGGCAACUUGAGCGAACUUGUGGAUGAGAUUCACGGUGUUGGGCGCAAGGGUUUUUCCUGA